Molecule: messenger RNA, 3981 nt
Organism: Lentinula edodes (shiitake mushroom)
Lineage: Eukaryota; Fungi; Basidiomycota; Agaricomycetes; Agaricales; Omphalotaceae
Exons: 7
Coding region: 1-3981 (1326 amino acids)
Source: RefSeq, a predicted model, not a curated record
AUGUACCUAACAGAACAAGUGGUACUGUCGCUGAGCCUUAAGCACUACAUUAUGCCCCAACGACUUCGACCAAUUCCGAUACAUCGUACUAUUGCACCAGCGUCGAACCCGGAGCUCUUACUCGAGCCCUCCUCUACAUUAAUUGGGAAACGAAAACGUGCAGCCGAUGACAACAUCGAAGGAAACCAAGAUAACAUUGACGAUACCGGCGAUCAUGAGGGUCCUACUAAGUUAUCUGCCCCAGACAUGAAGCGUGUCAAGAUAUGGGGUGGAGAGUCACUCGAUCGUGGUCUACCUAUUUCCGUUCUUACCCAAGGCAGCUAUUCUCCGACUCGUAUUGACGCUGGCGUCCAUAUUUCCCAGGUCACACCGUCGUUAGACCUGAAUAUGUCUACUGUUCCUCCCGGAGCCUCGAUUCCUCCCAAUUCCGAAUCCUUUCCUAUGCCUGUUGCUGAAUCUUCUUAUUCAGUGUCUGGUUUGGACUGUCAAGCUAGCCUUCCCUUUCAGGACAUCCCACCGAAUGCAACGCAGCUCCAAGGUCCCAUUCCCGACGUGGUUGACCCUUUUCGAUCCUCUCUGAUUGUCUCAUCCUCUGACGGAACCACUCAUACCUGCCCCCUUGAUUCGACAAUCAAAAACCAAACACUGGGAUUGAUCCCUGUCACUAGUUCCGCUUGUCCCGACCCGACUCAUCCAUACCCAAAAGUAGACAUCGUCUCGGAGUCUAGCUUUAGCACCGCGCUCAAUCCCGAUUCGGAAGAUAUCAGUGAAAACGACGAUGAUCAAGUGGAAGAGUGCGCAACACUUGGGGAGUUCAUGGAAGAGGAACCGUAUAGGCAUGAUGGCGGAAUGUCGGCCAGUGGUUCUGUCGUUUCUGAUGGAGCUGUACUGGCUGAAUCAGGAGGUGGCACGUUUAGGAAGGCAUCCGAACCCAAUCCCUUCGUCGAAAACAUUAAUUUUGAUCGCGAUAUGGGCUUCACCGAGGUCAACGACAAUCAAGCCAGCAAUCUGAAUGACACCGAUACUGCCCAUAUGGAGACAAGCAAUUCGUUCACUAUCCGCGAGGACAAUCCGUCCAUUCCGAACCAAAAUCAAGCGUUUGAGGAAGAUGUCAAUGAAGAUAACGAAAAUAAGGAAAGCGAAGAGAGCGAGGAGGACGAGGAGAGUGAGAAUGAGCGUGAAGAUGAAGGGAAUAGUGCCCCGGUCGGCAGCGCCAUGUCGAUCAGAUGCUCUAUCAUCGAACUGGAGGAAGAAAAUGUCGCAGGUCCCAGAUCUUGUGUACGCGAGGUUGCUGAUUCUGAUUCAGAUAUGAAUCCAGAUGGAUACGACUACCAAUCCAGUGGCGAUUACGGCCAAAGUAGUGUUCCGAAUGGCACCGAGGCAGAGACCACCCAUUUGCGCUCGGGUACAAUUGUGUCCGAGGAUGCUCCACCUGUUCAAAUCCAAACUUGCGAGGAAGAGGAAGAUGAUCAUGAUGAGGAGGACGAGGACGGUUAUUUUGAAGAUUAUAACAUGGGUAGGGAAGACCAGUAUGAGGAGACGGAGGAGGAGGAUGACUAUGUCGAAGAUUAUAACGUGGAUGGGGAAGACCGGUAUGGGGAGGCGGAGGAGGAGGAGGAGCACUAUGGCGAAGAUCGUAGCAUGGGUGGGGAUGAUGAUGAUCAGUAUGAUGCAGAGGAAGAGGAGGAGGAGGACUAUGUUGAAGAUUAUAACAUGGAUGGGGAAGACCAGUAUGGGGAGGCGGAGGAAGAGGGGGAGGAAGAGGAGGAGGAAGGGGAGGAAGAGGAGUGGGAAGAGGAGGAGGAGGAGGAAGGGGAGGAGGAAGAGGAGGAAGGGGAGGAGGAAGAGGAGGAAGAGGAGGAUUAUGUCGAAGAUGAUACCAUGGAUGGGGAAGACCAGCACGCAGAGGAAGAGGAGGGCGAUCUUAGCAAUGUCAUUGUCCAAAUGUCAGCUAGAGAUCCUAUUGCCGUUGAAAAGGAAGAAGACGUGAUUGAGAGUCACGCGUCCGAGGAAGCUUUUGCCUACAUUGGAGACUAUGACAUGGAUGGAGAAGACCAGUACGAGUUGGACGAGGAGAAGGAUUCCGGAAGCAGCAUCGGCCGGUCUGAGGAAGCUUAUCAAUCCGAUGCUUACGACGAAGACUACAACAUGGACAGCGAAGAACAGUUUGCGGGGGAAGCGGAAGAAGAGGAGGAAGAGGAGGAAGAGGAGGAAGCGGAGGAAGCGGAGGAAGAGGAGGAAGCGGAGGAAGAGGAGGAAGCGGAGGAAGCGGAGGAAGAGGAUUCCGGCAAUGGAAUUGGCCGAAUCUCACCAAGAGGUCCUACUGCUGUUGAAGAUGAAGAAGAAGAGGAGGAGAUAGAGAAUUGCAAUUCUGACGAGGCUUUCCAACGUCAUGCCUAUGUUGAAGACUAUAACAUGGACGAGGAAGACGAGUAUGCCGAUCAUGAUGAUAGUGAAGAUUCGAACGACGAAGAUGUCGAUAUGCGGGACGGAGAUGUUGAUAUGCGGGACGAGAGCCCAGUUAUUCAUGAUACUUCACGAAAGGCAAUGGUAGAGGAUGUGUCGGAUGAGGACGAUCAGUAUCCAGCGACGCAUUUCCAUUCUGGAAAGCAACGGGGUACCGCCUCAUUCUUUUCAAUUUCUCCGCCCAGCACGCCCUUCAAAACUUCGUAUGUGGAGAUUGACGAGGAAGUGGACAAUGAAGCGGAUAGUAUCGUGGAUAACCCAGAUCAAGACACUGUGCUUUGGAUGAGAGACGAGAUACAGGAGCUCAUCAAGACACAGGUCAAAACCAAGGAAAUGAAAAAGCAUUUCACAACAUUCCUCGAAAAAUCAAUGGACAAUCCAGCCCUAGUCCUUGUUGCUCUUCAUGCCCACAUUGUCUACAACAGUGGCCGUCCGAGCCGUAAUGCCUCGCAGGACAUGGAACACUUCGACUUCGGCAGUGCAGACGGCAUGAGUGCUGCAAGUCAGGAAAGCGACGAGGAUGAUGAUCCUCCCCCUGCUAAACGCAAGAGUCCUAAGCGACGAUCACAAAAUCAAAUACAUCUUGCUCGCCAGAUUCGCGCUUCUGUUAAGUCUUUACUGAAGCUCGAUGACGAUAAGGAAACCCUGAUAAAAAGGUGUGUCGAGCAGUGGGAGAUAAAGGAUUGGAUCGAUGCGAAGUGCUCGGGACCCACCGUCGAUAAUUUUCGUCUGGAUUUAGAGAACAAAGGAACACUGACUCGUUGGAACAAGGCCGCUUGCACUGUAUUUGUGUCUUAUUUCAAAUCUUCCCCAGCGCACCAAAAAUACUCUACGGUCAUUGUCACGAAGGCUUUUGAAACCCAUUUGAUCCAACUUAAACGAAAUAUGGCCAAGGCGAGGGAAUCAGUCAAGACCAAAACGAAGGGUGGCCAAUCUGUAAAGUCGGAUCGAGAGAGACAGAAUCGACGAGUAGCUAGACGUAAACGUUUGCUGGAGCGUCGUCUUAACCUUUUCGCAAGGUUGAAAAAAAAGUAUGGCGACGCGAUACCGAAAGAGCUGGAAGACGCUAUAAACCUUCUUACUUGGGAGAUGAUGAGUGGGGAUGAGACCGACGGUCGUUCACAAUUGGAAUAUCCCCAUUUUUGGAUCAGGAAACUCGAGUGGCGCUCCUCCGAACUUGCAGAUUUGCUUGCAUAUUUGUCUGCUCUAGACAUUGCAUUUCGCUAUAUCCAGAAUGGUCUGUACACCAAAGGAGCAUUUCCUCUAGCUCGCACCAAUCGUCUCAACUGCAUUGAGACACAGUAUCAUGAUCCUCCGACAGGCUUGCCCCGCAAUUUCUAUUCGACCGCGUGGCUGGAAAGUCAUCCUGACCGCCUUGGUUCGGUUGUACCUACGAAAGCAUUGAAUCUGACGUUGCCUUCCAAUAUUCAACAGAACGCUUUCCGUUUUCUGCAUGUCAAAGAACGCUCAGACAAGCCACUGAAUGUUGAUGACCCGAGGCUGAAAAAUACCUAA